AUGAUUUUUGAUAACGUACGUUCUGUGUUCACCAAUUAUCCUGAAAUCAAUGAUCGUUAUCUUUAUGCGUGUUACAGUACCAUAAAUAAGUUUUGUGAAAGAUGUGUUAAUAAAGCGUUUGAAAGCGCUUUAGAAAUUAUUGCUAACAUGGGUGCCAUCACUUACGAUGACUUCUCUGGAAAAUAUAUGCGACAAAUGGGUUAUUUUGGAAAUAAAUGGCUCACCUGUGGUAACUUUACAAUUCAAGGUGGUUUGAACAGUAUAAUUAAAGAAAUGGAAUCAUGGAAUGCAUUACCACUUUUAAAAGAGUGGAUGUUCCAUGCAACCUUCAUUGGUCUACACUGCAGAAGGGGUACAGAAUUUUAUACAUAUGAAGUCUUGUGGAGUAUUCCAACCCCGGCUUAUCCUGAACCAUUAGUUACAGUCAGCGUAUUUUUUCACAUUUCGACGAACUCCAAUUAUCCCUCUCAUUAUCCUAUCGACAUUUUAUACCAAUUCGAAGGACAUCAAUUCUUACACAGACUAAACAUGAUCUUCAGGCCCAAGUGGCUUUACGACGUUCUAGAUAUGAAAUCGAUGAUGUCCCAAAGUUUCGAUUUCUAA
Messenger RNA from Nomia melanderi (Alkali bee), 603 nucleotides. Lineage: Eukaryota; Metazoa; Arthropoda; Insecta; Hymenoptera; Halictidae. The record is from RefSeq and is a predicted model, not a curated record.